Molecule: messenger RNA, 511 nt
Organism: Epinephelus fuscoguttatus (brown-marbled grouper)
Lineage: Eukaryota; Metazoa; Chordata; Actinopteri; Perciformes; Serranidae
Gene: smim8
Product: small integral membrane protein 8
Exons: 2
Coding region: 136-423 (95 amino acids)
Source: RefSeq, a predicted model, not a curated record
CUCACAGUCGUCUUUGACUUUGCGACAUGGCUGCGUCCAGGGAAGUAGCGUAGUCCACAAGUCUGCAAUGUUUAUCUACCAAGUUUCUCUAUCGUAUAUGUCUCCAUAGAGCUGCCGUUCACAGUUCUGACGGACAUGUCGGAUAAAGAGGUCGGUAAAGGGAAGGAGAGUCCCGCCGAAAAGGGCUUCAGGACCCCCGGGCUGAGAGGCGUACAGACCACCACUCUGUUCCGAGCUUUCAACCCUGAACUCUUCAUUAAACCUAAUAAACCAGUGAUGGCGUUUGGACUGGUGACCAUCACCUUGUGUGUGGGCUACCUGGGCUAUAUGCACGCCAUGAAAGAAAACGACCAGCAGCUGUACGAGGCCAUCGACAGCGAAGGAGAGAGAUACAUGAAGAGGAAGACCUCCAAAUGGGACUGAUGGCACAACAUAUUGUUUAACACUGUGUGUGUAUGUGUGUUUAUAUUUUGUUAUAACAGAGGGAAAUUAAAACCUGAGUGGACUGAAA